Psammomys obesus (fat sand rat) is the source of this 2355-nucleotide messenger RNA. It is a transcript of the gene Trim45, whose product is annotated as tripartite motif containing 45. Bases 490 to 2229 code for a protein of 579 amino acids. Gene Ontology annotation, cellular component: nucleoplasm; chromatin. Gene Ontology annotation, biological process: positive regulation of DNA-templated transcription. Gene Ontology annotation, molecular function: protein binding; ubiquitin-protein transferase activity; zinc ion binding. NCBI's taxonomy places the organism in Eukaryota, Metazoa, Chordata, Mammalia, Rodentia, Muridae. The record is from RefSeq and is a predicted model, not a curated record. The transcript is spliced from 6 exons.
GGGCCUUCUGAGCAGCCGAGGGGGGCGGCCGCACUUGGCGCCGCAUCCUGGGAGAGCCUGAGGACCCUCUACCUCAUCGCCGGGGGCGGAGGGCGCGCUUGUCGCGUGGGGGGAGGGGGGGCGGGACCGGUGGAGAGAGAAGGGGGUGGCCUUGGAGGACCCGAAAUGCAGGGGUUAUGGUGGUGGUAGCUGGACCAGCGGGGGACUAGAUCAAGAAGCGCUUGCUAGGAGGACGACUUGGGUGAUAGAGGAGGGCGUGGACGUGUCUGGAAUGGGGUGCAGUGGAAAGGAAGGGCCCAGCCACAAAUCCCGAGUAGAACUGUGGAUGGUCCUCAGAGGCAUUCUCUUUACGGUUGCCCUUUUAUUUGUCAACACAAAAGUCCUUAUGGUUUCUGUUCAAGUUCUUGGAACUCUGUCUCUGGGUGAAUUUAACCUGCAUUAUAGGACUGCCCAGGGCCUUUUCUGAUACGGGGUACAGACGUGGGGAAGAUGUCAGAAAACAGGAAGCCGCUUCCGGGUUUCGUGCACAAACACCCCGAUGCGAACGCAUCUGGGAACUCAGGCAAGACUCACUGCCCUGCGUGUCUGGGGCUUUUUAAAGCCCCCAGGCUCUUGCCUUGCUUGCACACGGUGUGCACCACGUGUCUGGAAAAGCUGGAACCGUUCUCAGUAGUGGACAUCCGAGGGGGUGACUCAGAUACACGCGCUGAGGGGUCAAUAUUCCAGGAACCCAAGUCACGCAGCCUGCAGCCACAGAUUGGCAUCCUCUGUCCGGUAUGUGAUGCUCAGGUGGACCUGCCCUUGGGUGGAGUGAAGGCUUUAACGAUAGACCACCUGGCCAUGAAUGAUGUGAUGCUGGAGAGUCUGCGUGGGGAAGGCCAGGGCCUGGUGUGUGACCUGUGCAGCGACAGAGAAGUAGAGAAGAGGUGUCAGACCUGCAAAACCAAUCUCUGCCACUUCUGCUGCCAGGCUCAUAGGCGACAGAAGAAGACGGCGUUUCAUACCAUGGUGGACCUGAAAGACCUGAAAGGCUACAGUCGGGUUGGAAAGCCCAUCCUGUGUCCCACUCACCCUGCGGAGGAGCUGAGGCUGUUCUGUGAACUGUGUGACCAGCCGGUGUGCCGGGACUGUGUUGUUGGGGAGCACCGGGAGCACCCGUUCGACUUCACCAGCAACGUCAUCCACAAGCACGGAGACUCUGUGCGGGAGCUGCUUCGAGGCACCCAGCCCCACGUGGAGGCCCUGGAGGAAGCCCUCGCUCAGAUCCAAGGUGUGAGCAGUGCCCUCCAAGAGCAAGUGGAGGCGGUGGCAGCCGAUGUCCACGCGUUCUCCCAGGGCUACAUCAAAGCCAUCGAGGAACAUCGGGACAAGCUGCUAAAGCAGCUGGAUGGCAUACGGAUCCAGAAGGAAAAUUCUUUGCAGCUUCAGAAAGCACAGCUGGAACAGCUGCUGGCAGAUAUGCGGACUGGAGUGGAGUUCACAGAGCACCUGCUGACCAGCGGCUCGGACUUGGAGAUCCUCAUCACCAAGAGAGUGGUGGUAGAACGGCUCAGGAAACUGAACAAAGUCGAAUACAGCGCCCGCCUGGGAGUGAACGAUAAGAUCAGCUUUUCUCAGGAGAAGGCAGGCCAGUGCCGAGGCUAUGACGUGUAUGGGGCCAUUAACACCAAAGAAGUUGAUCCAGCUAAGUGUGUCCUUCAGGGAGAAGAUCUCCACAGAGCUCGAGAGAAACAGACAGCCUCUUUUACCCUGCUUUGUAAGGAUGCCACAGGAGAGAGCAUGGGCAGGGGAGGAGACAACGUCCAUGUUGCAGUUGUCCCCAAAGAUAAGCAAGAUAGUCCAAUCAGAACAGUGGUCCAAGACAACAAGGAUGGAUCAUACCAUGUUUCCUACACCCCUAAGGAACCUGGAAUCUACACCGUGUGGGUCUGCAUCAGAGAGCAGCACGUGCAGGGCUCACCGUUCACUGUGACUGUGAAGAGAAAGCAUCGCCCACACCUAGGGGUGUUUCACUGCUGUACCUUCUGCUCCAGCGGAGGCCAGAAAUCUGCACGCUGUGCCUGUGGAGGCACCAUGCCAGGUGGGUACCUUGGCUGUGGCCACGGACACAAAGGCCACCCAGGCCGCCCUCACUGGUCUUGCUGUGGGAAGUUCAUCGAGAAGUCUGAGUGCACAUACACCAGUGGGCAGGGCGCACCGAGGAGUCUGCUUCGGACCGUGGCACUCUGAUGACUUCCUGGGGACAAGUUCAGCCAGGUAAACCUGAGGCCAGCAUGACUUCAGAUAUGCAGAGAAGCAGGAUCUUGAGGAGUUUCAAAGAGACUGAGAGAAUUAAAGACAAAGUGCUUUCUCUAA